AUUUCUAAUCUCUCUCCGUUUACUUGUUCAUUAUCGGGCUGCUCAAUCUCCAAAACAAAACUGGGGGAAAAAAAGAUAAACCCACAAUUAUAUUGAUGAUCUUCUGGGUUCUGUUAUGCAUUGGGUUGAAUGUGUAUCUUUGGCUGUUUGGAUACUUUGCCUUAUGCGGUGGGUUAUGAGUUGUCUAGCAGUUGGUUGCGUCCAUUGGAGAAAGGAGAUUGGGUUUUGAUUGGCUGAGAGAGAUAGAGAGAGACACUAGUGAUUGGUGAUAUAUGUGCUAUAUCGUUUAGCCAUUUGCUUCUUCUGAAAACAAACAAUGAGUGGAGGCCGUGUGUCUCCAAGAACUGAAAAAUUCUCUGUCAAAUAUAAAAGUAAUCCAUUGCAUGGGGCGUCCUUCGAGAUUGUAGAUGAUAUUUCUCCUGUAAAUGACAAAUGUAGCAUUAGUAAUUGUGAUCCCCAACCCUCUGAGAGGUUAAGCACAGCGGACCUAAUCUCUGCAGUAGGCUAUGCGUGUGGUUAUGCUAGGAAGUCUCUCUCUGUUUUUCUGCCUAAGAGUAAUGCGGCAUACAAAUCUAAGGUUUUUCGGGAAGGUGGGAUACUCCAUUAUUCCACAGAAGAAGGAACUUCUCAUACAGCUACUUCAGCUGGUGAUCAACCUUGCUCGGUCUUCUACUUGUCUAGUAAAGAAAAGUCUAUAGAGCUUGUGGAAGAGAAUCAAGAGUACUCUAGAGAUAGUCAUGGAGCUUCUUCUUUCUGGAGGAUAGUCCUUGCAAGGUCCAAGUUGAUGGAGGGGACCUCCAUGGAGGAUUGUCUUUUGAGUGCAGUAAUACCUUCGAAUUUUGGGAGGAUAUAUAAUUGGAUGAGUAAAAUAGCUCCUUGUAAGCCAAAGAAUCUGGUAAACUCUGAGAUUGAGAUCAAUAGGAUGGUUGACUAUUACGACGAUUGUUGUUCAACAAAUUCAGGUGAUAAAAGUAGUUCGUUUCAUAGUUUAGCUACGGGAAUAUCUACUUCUAAGCUGGAAAUUUUAGAACCUUUAGAUUUAUCUUCUAAAAAUGCUGCCAACUUUGACUUGAAGCCAUCAACUUCAACAUGCUCAGAAGAAAAGGAUGCCGUGCUACCUAUUGAAGCAACUGAUUGCAUGAUCUCUACAUCAAGAUGUGAUCCGGACUCCCAAGAUACCAAAUUAGCAUCGCAUAGUUAUGAUUGCAAAAAUUGCAUAAAGGAAAGUAGGGAAGGCACAUACGAGGACCAAAAAGAUCAAGAGGCAACGUAUGUCAAAUCAGAUUCCUCUGAGGCUGAUAUCAGCCUGUUUGGAAAGAGAAAACCUCAAUAUGCACUUGCAAAACAAGAACAUGCUUUUGCUGGAGCAAUGGCAGGGAUAUUUGUCAGCCUUUGUCUACAUCCUGUGGACACAGUUAAGACAGUGAUUCAGGCAUGCCAUACUAGCCAGAAACCCUUCCACUAUAUAGGCAGAUCUAUUAUUGCUGAGAGAGGUAUAUUGGGGCUUUACCGUGGCAUCUCCAGCAACAUUGUAAGUUCGGCUCCAAUAUCUGCUCUCUAUACCUUCACGUAUGAAUCAGUGAAGAAAAGUUUGCUUCCUCUUCUUCCCAAGGAGUAUCACUCGUUGGCCCACUGCACAGCAGGGGGUUGUGCAAGUAUUGCUACGUCAUUCAUUUUUACUCCAAGCGAACGUAUAAAACAGCAGAUGCAAGUUAGUUCACACUACCGGAACUGCUGGACUGCCUUGAUACAAGUUCUCCAGAAAGGUGGCUUGCCUUCGCUGUAUGCUGGAUGGGGAGCUGUGCUCUGCAGAAAUGUUCCACAUUCAGUCAUCAAGUUUUACACUUAUGAAAGUCUGAAGCAGAUUAUGCUGCCAUCAAUCCAAUGGAACACUCAAGCUAAUAUACUAACGACGUUAGUCUGUGGAGGAUUGGCUGGAUCUACAGCUUCGUUGUUUACAACUCCAUUUGAUGUUGUCAAGACAAGAUUGCAAACCCAGGUUCCUGGAUCAAUGACCAAGCGUAGUGGUGUACUUGGUACUCUUAAUGAAAUAUGGAAGCAUGAAGGGUUGAAUGGUGUCUAUAGGGGCUUGACUCCAAGAUUAGUCAUGUACAUGAUCCAGGGAGCACUUUUCUUCGCAUCCUAUGAAUCUUUCAAGAGACUGUUCUAUCUGGACUUAUCCGCGACUGAGUGCUCAGACAUUGCAGCACAAACAGAAGAAUGAAGACGAUUCAAAGACAUUACCUGCUGCUGCUGCAUAAUGUGUGCGCAUUAUAUUGAAGAUGAAAUCUGAUUCCUCCGGCCAAGAUCUCGAUGUGCAGGCUUCGAGGAGACCUAGCACAUGGCGUUUCGAUGAUAUGGAGCAACGCGGAUUCUUGCAAGUGCUGUCUGAAAUGUAAUUGAAAAUGUGAAAUUUUGUUGUAUUUUUGCUGCAGAGUUAGUAUAGUAAACAUUUUUGGCGAACAGAUUUGUUGAUCAUUCAAUACAAAUUUGUUUAUCUUCUCA
Molecule: messenger RNA, 2505 nt
Organism: Salvia miltiorrhiza (redroot sage)
Lineage: Eukaryota; Viridiplantae; Streptophyta; Magnoliopsida; Lamiales; Lamiaceae
Exons: 11
Coding region: 317-2224 (635 amino acids)
Biological process (GO): transmembrane transport
Cellular component (GO): mitochondrial inner membrane
Molecular function (GO): S-adenosyl-L-methionine transmembrane transporter activity
Source: RefSeq, a predicted model, not a curated record